AAAUUUAAUUGAUUAAUUAAAAUUUGUUGUUGCAAUAAAAUUCCCCGCAUUUUACUAGUAUUUUCAGUAGCGCAAACUGUUCGAAAUUAAAAUUUUAUUAUUUUUGAAAAAUUGUACGCUUAAAAUGCAUCCUAAAAACUUGCCAUAACUGUUGCCACACUACUUGCAACUAGUGUAAGUAUAACAAAAUACGAAUAUAUACAUAAUAAAAUCAUACAUGUAUGUACAUAUGUAUCGCUCAUAUUUUUUACAACAACGCAAGCGAAAAUCAAAUAAUUCAAUAAGUAAUAAUAAUUAAACAAAUUUCUGGGUGUGUUUGUCGACACUUUUCAGUUGUGUUGGGAAGCAAAGACGUGGCCGAACUGGAAUUCAGCUGCGCAAAGAGUACUAAGGAUCAUUUCGAAAAAAAAGAAACUAAAACUAAAAUAAAAGAAACGAAACUUCUCAACAUGCGAAACACGCAAUUUAGCUUAGUUACAUACAUAACUACGUAUAUGCUACAAUUACUACAAUCAUCGUAUGCUUGUGUACUACAUAUUUCCAACAUGUAAACUAAUGCUUAAACAGUAACUGUUUCUUUCCCUCUACAGCCUCCCGCACGCUGCAAUUAUUAAUUAAAUCAUUCUAGUUUAGCCAGUGUGUAACUGCUGGUGCACAAUGAAAAAAUGAAAUAUAUUGAACAUAAAGCAUUGCAAAUCGAAAAACACAUAUAUAAACAUAUAUAUAUAACAAGAUUUCUGUAUUAACUGCCGAAUCUUAAUUCAUACUCCUUCUGAAGCCGAGCAUUUUCAGAACCAAAAAAGUAAAGUUAAAAUAGAAAAGAAAAGAAUACCAGAAAUUAAAGGGUACGAGAAUAAAGCGUUAAAUGCGAUAACUUGAAAGAGCACAAAACUACACACAAGCAUUUCAAAAACAACAAAAAAGCAGCGCAUAUUAUAAAAUAUCUAUCACUGAGCGCCGCAAAAUUACCGACAUUACAACGACAAACCACUUUGCAGCACCACUUUCAAACUUCAAUUAAUCCCGUAAUGGAUUCACUUAACCUGUUUUGCAAAACUCUAGCUACAUACUUUGAAAUUAAACCAUUUGAUUUUCUAUUUGCUAUAUACAUACAUACAUAGAUAACUGAAUUAUUUUUUUUUGUAAUCGUAAACCACUUUCUACUCCUCUAAAUCUCUCUCUCUCUCGCAAAUUUCAACGCACCCCUUAACCAAAAUAAUUCUCGCAGGACCAAAACAAAUUAUUACAGUUUCUCGUAGCGAGUGACCAAAUCUUUCCGAUGUCACUCUACAAAAUACAUCCCCAUAAGUUCUCUCCAAUCAACAACAUUUGUUUACACUCUCCAUAAUUCCAAGCUAUUUUUCGCUCACCAUCACUUUGUGUUUCCUCUCUACAACUGAACUCUAUAUAUAUAUAUUGUUUCAAACUUUCUCUUUUCCAAUGCGUCUCCUUUAUUUAUAUCUGAUUUGCUAAAUUUUCUUUUGACUCCAUCCUUCGUAUAUUUACCUGCUUGUUGUGACCAAGUUCUAUCAAACGCGCCUCAUGCAUGCACAUCAGUUAAACGAAAAAAUAAAAAACAAAAAGUUCGAAAAACAGUAUGAGUUUAAGUAAUAUCAUAAUAGUCUUAGGUAAUACAUACCGUUAUUGGGUAAUUAUAUGCUGUGAUAUCUGUAUCCAAAAGUUUCAUAAACAUUGCAGUGACUUAACUUGUUGACUGCAUGUGCUGACUUUACAAGUACAUACACACACACUUGCACUCAUACAUACAUACAUGCAUCAGAAUAAUGGAGUUAUUAAAGUAGAAAUUAGCGUAGUUAAAAAAAAUGUUCGAGCAAUAACAAGUUGCGAAGUUUUAUUUUGCGCAACAUUGCAUAUUUUAGGGCGCUUACACUCCUUAUAAUAAGAUUGCAAUAGCCCAUAGAGAAGAUAUCAAUUUAUAUACCAUGCAGAUGAUCUGAUAAACGCUAAUAAAAUUGAUGAUGAUGAUUGAUAAGAUGAAAUAUAUAUGUUUGUAUAUCCGACAAAGGCCGAGCGCACGCCCGCACUUAAAAUCUGAAAAACUUAGUAUAACUUUUCCACGAAGUUCAUACUACAUUCUUGUACAUUUUUACUUUGACUAUAUAGAAUAUUCAAAUGAUUUAUAUAUGUACUUCCAGUACUAAUAUUAUAGAAUGGACAUUCUAGUUAUAUGUUCUGCUUUUUGAGAGCUGUCAUUACACUUCCAGAAUAUUUUUCAGAUCCGAAAUACUUCGCUAAUCUUUCAUACUUUCUUUCCGAUUGAUAUCAGAAGAUAUGGACGUAUCGUCAGCUGAUAUCAAUAUCAUCUGCACUUCCUAUUAACAUAUCGUCCGAUAUGAUAACGAAUUUGAAUGAUAAUUAAACUGAUUUCUAAAUAUUCAAACUCAGAAUCCUUAUAUUCAGAAUCCUUAUUAGAUUGGCAAACGUCUCCUUUCCGCUUCUUUAUUCAAUGCUUUAUAAAAAGUGCAACUUCAUACCCCCCAUUCUUAUUUGCGAAGAACUCGGACAACCACCUUUCACAAGCCUCUUUUCAGUUCAACUUUAUACCACCAAUUGCGUUCGCCAUGGACGGGAACAGAUGGUAGUCACUUGCCGCUAUGUCCGAGCUAUAUGAUGGAUGCGAUAAAACCUCAUAUCCAAGCUUCCGUAGCUUCUGACGAGUCAUCAACGAAGUGUGUGGUCUGGCGUUGUCCUUGUGGAACACUACACACUUCCUGUUGGCCAAUUCCUGGCCGUUAAUCCCGGCUUGGUCACUGUUUGGGACGAUUCACCAACCUUCGACCACGACCGUUUUCGCUUGAUAUUAUCGUAUGUGAUCCAUUUUUCGUCGCCAGUCACCAUCCGCCUCAAAAAUGGGUCGAGUUCAUUCCGUCUCAGCAGCAUAUCGCAGGCGUUGAUUCGGUCCAGAAGGUUUUUUUGCGUCAUGCGGCACCGAAACAUCAAGAUUUUUUGUCUAUAUAGCCUUCUGCAGUUGGUUUAAAAUGGUUUGAUGAUUAACUCCCAUCUCCUGGGCGAUGUCACGAGAUGCCACAUGCCGGUCUAACUCGAUGUUUUCCAUGAUUUGAUCGGUAUUCGUCGUCACAUGUCUUCCGCCGGGUAGCUUAUCCGUGUUGUCGUUUUCACCCGCUCUGAAUCGUCGAAACCAUUCCUUCACAGUUCGAAAUGAUAGAGUACCAUCCCCCAAAACACCAUGAAUCUCACGGAACGUUUCUCAAGCGGAUUUGCCUUUAACGAAGGAAAACUUAAAAAAAAUAAAAUUUCGGCGUUGGUGAACUCCAUGUUUACACGUCUAUAACUGUUCGACGCAAUAUCCAAACUAAUCAUGCAUAGCGUCGUUUUGUAUGUUAUGUCAAGAUCUUUCAAAGAUGUAUAGUAUUGCCAGAUACGAGCUAUGUAGCGCUUUAUGCAUAGCCGCGAAACCUAAUAUGUAUAUGUAAAUAGCAGGAUGCUUCUUGGGAUUAAAAAAAAUGCUCUCAUGUCAAAAGAUUUACAUUUGAAAGUAACAGCAGGGUGAAUACUAAUAUCGCAUUAAACUAACUAACUUAACUAAGUAUAUUCUCUCAGUCCGUUGCUUGUUCUAUUCACCACUCGCAUAUACUGGAAAAAUGAAGCCAGCAAUUUCCAAUAAAUUUUUAGAUAUUAUGAGUGUUUGAACAUCAUAACACACAACACAUACAUAUCGAAAAUUAUACUAAGAUUAGUCAUAGUACACUUAGAAUACAUUCUAUCGCUUUCUUCACACUACCGGUCAACAAAAGUUAGUUUAUACAGAAUAGUAAAACCGUUCGUCGUCUUGACUGUUUAUUGCAUGCGAUUCGUCACAUUUUCAUCUACUUUCACUAACUAUCUCUAAUUUCCUACUCUCAUACAUACAAACAUUUACAUGCUUCCACAUUAUUUGCAUCAACUCAUCCAGCAUUUAUCCCCAACUAUUCUUAACUUUUCAUAUGCUAUACGUAACAUAUCCCCAUAUCUCAAGUUUAUCUAUCACAAUCUAGAUCUAUCUAUCUUUCGCUCUAUCUCUAAAUACACUCGUACAUACAUACUCACAUACAUAUUUGUUUUAACUGUCUAUCUAACUGUGUGUCAUUGUGCAUUUGACAUUUUAACCAAAAUACUCUUUUACUUUGCAUCAUACAUUUUGUUUAUAUAUAAAAAGAAAAAAAAAACUAUUAUUUACUCGUGUCUCUUAGUAAGCGCAUCCGAAGAUGAAGAACGCUUGGUACGUGAUCUCUUUCGUGGGUAUAACAAACUUAUACGACCCGUUCAGAAUAUGACACAAAAAGUUGGAGUAAGAUUUGGUUUGGCGUUCGUACAGCUAAUCAAUGUCAAUGAGAAAAAUCAAAUUAUGAAAUCAAACGUUUGGUUACGUUUGGUUUGGUACGAUUAUCAAUUGCAAUGGGAUGAGGCCGAUUAUGGUGGCAUUGGUGUGCUGCGCUUGCCGCCUGAUAAGGUUUGGAAACCGGAUAUUGUAUUGUUCAAUAAUGCUGAUGGCAAUUACGAAGUGCGUUACAAAUCCAACGUGCUCAUUUAUCCAACGGGCGAAGUGCUCUGGGUACCACCGGCGAUCUAUCAGAGUUCCUGCACUAUCGAUGUCACAUAUUUUCCAUUCGAUCAGCAGACAUGUAUUAUGAAAUUCGGUUCGUGGACCUUUAAUGGUGAUCAAGUGUCACUGGCAUUGUACAACAAUAAGAAUUUUGUCGAUCUCUCGGAUUAUUGGAAAUCGGGUACUUGGGAUAUUAUCGAAGUGCCAGCCUAUCUGAAUGUCUACGAAGGCGAUGGCAAUCAUCCAACCGAGACAGAUAUCACAUUUUAUAUAAUUAUACGUCGCAAGACACUGUUCUACACAGUGAACUUGAUAUUGCCAACGGUGCUGAUCUCAUUCCUGUGCGUACUGGUGUUUUAUCUGCCUGCCGAGGCCGGUGAAAAGGUUACAUUGGGCAUAAGCAUUCUGCUGUCACUGGUUGUGUUCCUUUUGCUUGUAUCGAAGAUUCUACCGCCGACUUCGCUGGUGCUGCCACUCAUUGCCAAGUACUUGCUGUUCACCUUCAUUAUGAAUACGGUAUCAAUUUUGGUUACCGUUAUUAUUAUAAAUUGGAAUUUCCGCGGUCCGCGUACACAUCGCAUGCCCAUGUGGAUACGUACGGUCUUUCUGCAUUAUCUGCCGGCAUUUCUGCUAAUGAAGCGUCCGCGUAAGACCAGGUUGCGUUGGAUGAUGGAAAUGCCGGGCAUGAGCAUGCCAGCACAUCCACAUCCCUCAUAUGGAUCACCAGCUGAGCUGCCCAAGCACAUUAGCGCAAUCGGCGGCAAACAAUCCAAAAUGGAGGUUAUGGAGCUCUCCGACUUGCAUCAUCCCAAUUGCAAAAUCAAUCGUAAAGUAAAUAGUGGCGCCGAUUUGGGGCUUGGCGAUCAAUGUCGACGUGAAAGUGAAUCAUCCGAUUCGAUAUUGCUUUCGCCAGAGGCCAGCAAAGCCACCGAAGCGGUUGAAUUCAUCGCAGAACAUUUACGAAAUGAGGAUCUCUACAUACAAACCCGUGAGGAUUGGAAAUAUGUGGCCAUGGUCAUCGAUCGUCUGCAACUCUACAUCUUCUUCAUAGUGACCACUGCCGGUACAGUUGGCAUACUAAUGGAUGCGCCACAUAUCUUUGAGUAUGUAGAUCAAGAUCGCAUCAUCGAAAUUUAUCGUGGAAAAUAAAUCCUUUAUUUACACGGUGAUGGCGUGAAAAACGCAAAUUUACGUAAAAGCAAAAUUUGGAAUUCAUUAAAAAAUAAUUUAAAAUAGAUAUACUCGGUGCGGGUUUUAUCACUAAUCCGUUGUUAGUGAAGAGAUAUUUUGCACAAAACAACAACAACAAAACUUCAGCACAUAACGGCAAUAAAUUUGAAGCGAUUAUUCAUGUAUUACAUACAUAAAUAUACGUGUAUAAGUAAGAUGUAGUCGUCAAGUCGCGUUCAAAUCAAUUCUUCCAUGUUAAGAAUUAUAUUAUUUUAAGAGUUUUUAAUUAGAAUUUAUAAGUCAACUUAUUAUAAGUGCAAUGAUUCAUAAGGAUAUUGUUAUGUUAAGCGUUUUAAGUAACUGUGUAUUUAUAUGCUUGUAAUAGACCACUUGAAUUUAGUCAAAUAAGAAAAGCGAAUUGGAAGUAACUAAAUACGAAAGUUAAAAUAUCUAGAAAAACGCGUGCAUAUUAGUGAAAUUACAUAAAGAAAGAAAAUAAUUAUUAGCAAUUAAUAAAGUGGAACGCUUCAGCUCAUAAAGUUAAACAGUAGCGUAAAUUUCACGGAGCCAUUUGCGUAAAUAUAAUUCGUACUAAUAGAAACGAAACGAAAUCAUUUUAUUAUUGAGCAAACCCCUAAUCGAAUGAAUAAACAUGACUCUGCUUACAAAAAUUGUGUAA
Messenger RNA from Zeugodacus cucurbitae (melon fly), 6413 nucleotides. It is a transcript of the gene nAChRbeta1, whose product is annotated as acetylcholine receptor subunit beta-like 1. The record is from RefSeq and is a predicted model, not a curated record. Lineage: Eukaryota; Metazoa; Arthropoda; Insecta; Diptera; Tephritidae. Gene Ontology annotation, biological process: signal transduction; nervous system process; chemical synaptic transmission. Gene Ontology annotation, cellular component: postsynaptic membrane; synapse; neuron projection. Bases 3902 to 5713 code for a protein of 603 amino acids. Gene Ontology annotation, molecular function: transmembrane signaling receptor activity; acetylcholine-gated monoatomic cation-selective channel activity. The transcript has 6 exons.